Cladophialophora immunda is the source of this 882-nucleotide messenger RNA. RefSeq lists its product as uncharacterized. NCBI's taxonomy places the organism in Eukaryota, Fungi, Ascomycota, Eurotiomycetes, Chaetothyriales, Herpotrichiellaceae. The record is from RefSeq and is a predicted model, not a curated record. Gene Ontology annotation, molecular function: aldehyde-lyase activity; zinc ion binding. Gene Ontology annotation, biological process: carbohydrate metabolic process. The transcript has 2 exons. Bases 1 to 882 code for a protein of 293 amino acids.
AUGGCUCGGCACACAGCGCAGGCCACAUGGCGACAAAGCAAUCGACAUCUUCAAAUUCUGCGCGAGGCCGAGCAAGGCCAAUACGGCGUGGUGGCGGCGAUAGCCUACAACCUCGAGCAUAUACUUGGAUUGGUUCAAGCGGCCGAAAAAGCCCGUUCACCACUCAUCAUCCAAUUCUUCCCCUGGGCGAUCACAUUCUCCGAUGGUGUCCUCAUCCGCGCCGCGGCCGAUGCGGCCAAGCGCGGAACCGUGCCAAUCUCCAUACACCUCGACCACGCGCAGGAUGAAGCGCUCAUCAGGCGGGCCGCCGACACAUUGCCGUUUGACAGCAUCAUGGUCGACAUGUCUCAUCACGAGAAGGCUGAAAAUUUGGCGAAGACGGAAGAGCUGGUCAAGUAUUGUCAGGAGCGUGGCAUCGCGACCGAAGCAGAACCGGGUAGAAUCGAAGGAAGUGAAGACGGUGUCAUGGACACAGCCGGGUUAGAAGGAAUGAAGACCACAAUCGAAGAAGCCAAUGAGUUUGUGGCGACCGGCGUCGAUGCUCUGGCGCCGGCAAUCGGUAAUAUUCACGGCGAAUACGGCCCUCAGGGACCUAAUCUUGACUUCGACAGAUUGGAGGAGCUGCGAGCACACCUGACGGGAAAAGUCAACAUUGCUCUCCACGGUACGAAUGGGUUCGCACCAGAAUUGAUGAAACGAUGCAUCGUGGCGGGAGCUACCAAGAUCAAUGUCAACAAACUCGUACUUGAGGAUUAUUCUGCACACCUGGCCGCAAAUGCCGGGAGGAUCCCACAGACGACCCUGAUGGAGCAAGGCGUGCAAAAGGUCGUAGCGCUCACGACGAAGUGGAUGGAGAUCUGCGGCUCGGCAGGCAGAGCUUGA